AUGCAACCAGGUCGCCUUCAGGAGUACGAGGUCAUCGGCCGCCACUUGCCCACCGAGGCCAACCCUACCCCGGCCAUGUACCGGAUGACCAUCUUCGCCCCUAACGAGACUGUCGCCAAGUCCCGUUACUGGUACUUCUUGCGUGGUCUCAAGAAGGUCAAGAAGGCCACCGGUGAGAUCGUCAGCAUCAAGGCGAUCCACGAGAAGCACCCCGAGAAGGUCAAGAACUUCGGCAUCUGGCUGCGAUACGACUCUCGCUCCGGCACUCACAACAUGUACAAGGAGUACAGAGAGCUGACCAGGACCGAUGCUGUCGAGUCCCUGUACUCCGACAUGGCCGCCCGCCACCGUGCUCGUUUCAGGUCCAUCCACAUCCUCCGUGUUGUUGAGAUCGAGAAGACCGCCGACAUCAAGCGCCCCUACAUCAAGCAGCUGGUUACCAAGAACCUCAAGUUCCCUCUCCCCCACCGCAUCACCAAGACCAGCACUCAGAAGCUGUUCAGCGCGAAGCGACCUUCCACUUUCGCUUAA
Trichoderma reesei QM6a is the source of this 531-nucleotide messenger RNA. RefSeq lists its product as uncharacterized. The transcript is spliced from 3 exons. Gene Ontology annotation, biological process: translation. Gene Ontology annotation, cellular component: cytosolic large ribosomal subunit; ribosome. Gene Ontology annotation, molecular function: structural constituent of ribosome. NCBI's taxonomy places the organism in Eukaryota, Fungi, Ascomycota, Sordariomycetes, Hypocreales, Hypocreaceae. The record is from RefSeq and is a predicted model, not a curated record. Bases 1 to 531 code for a protein of 176 amino acids.